Botrytis sinoallii is the source of this 573-nucleotide messenger RNA. RefSeq lists its product as uncharacterized. The coding region runs from base 1 to 573 and encodes 190 amino acids. The record is from RefSeq and is a predicted model, not a curated record. Lineage: Eukaryota; Fungi; Ascomycota; Leotiomycetes; Helotiales; Sclerotiniaceae. The transcript is spliced from 2 exons.
AUGGCAAGACAAUCUUCGAGAGCGGAGUGCGUGGGGAAAACGGCAGGACAAGAUGUAUCUGAAGAUGCAACUUCCAGAAAAAAGAAGGAAGAAGAAGAAGAGCUUGGGAAAAAUCAAGAUGUUCCUGCGCAAGAGGAGGUCUCCACAGAGGAGGGUUCACCCGUCGCAACUCCCGAUCCCCUUACGGAAGUCUCUGAAACUUCCGAAUCUGAUGGCAGAAUUAAGGAUGCCCGAGCUGAGGAAAGCAGGCGCGAACGAGAGGACAUUGCCCGAGCAAAAAGAGGAAAAGGCAGGGAAAUUACAGACGAAAUGAAAGCGCGAGAAAUAGAAGAGAAACUCAACCGGAAUGCUGCGCAGAAAGCUCGUUUCGAUGUGAGAGGUCUCGGUGCGCCAUCUGGCGCCGCGGAUAUCCCCGAUCCGAGAGCCCCCGAUCCCAGACCGCCGCCUGGAGCACGGCCAGGAACAGCAGAAAAGAAAUUCUACGUCUAUAAAGCACCGCACAAAGUAAGCUACAUCAAGCCGUGGACCUGGCGAUUUCGCCGCGCGAAAUCCGCAGACGAAAAGGAAAUGUAG